This is a messenger RNA of Hordeum vulgare subsp. vulgare (domesticated barley), 1577 nucleotides long. Its product is annotated as RGG repeats nuclear RNA binding protein A-like. NCBI's taxonomy places the organism in Eukaryota, Viridiplantae, Streptophyta, Magnoliopsida, Poales, Poaceae. Gene Ontology annotation, molecular function: RNA binding. Gene Ontology annotation, cellular component: cytoplasm; nucleus. The transcript has 6 exons. The record is from RefSeq and is a predicted model, not a curated record. The coding region runs from base 221 to 1345 and encodes 374 amino acids.
CGUGCAGGAGUGCGGCUAGGGUUUCUCCUCACUCUCCCCUCUCCCCUCUCCCCCAACCCCUCGCCGCCGCCGCAUCCAAAACCCCUCCCCCCACCCCUCAUCCACCUCGUCUUCUAAUGGCAUCGCGGCCCAUCAGGCGAAGCUGCUAGCUCGUGUCUCCCGUCUGCUUCCCGAACAGCUUGUUGAUCCACCGCAGCCCCCCAUCCUCGCCGCCGCCGCCAUGUCGUCCCUCAACCAGUUCGAUCUCCUUGGAGCCGACGACAACGACGAUCCCUCGCAGCUGCUUGCUGCGGCGCAGGCCGCGGCGGCAAAGAAGGCCCUGGCGAACAAGCCGGAGGCUGCGCCUGCUGGGAAGGCGGCCCAGACCGGGGCGGCAGCCAAGUUGCCGACCAAACCCGCUCCCCCGGGACAGGCUGCGAGGGAUGCGAGGAACGGAGGCCCACCAUCACGUGGAGGAUUUGGCCGUGGUGAACCUGGCCGCGGCAGAGGAGGCGGCCGGUACGGCCAGAACCGUGACUAUGGCAGCGAGAAUACGAAUGGCUACCAGGGAGGUUAUGGUGGGGAUGGCGCUGUAACUGGAGGCGGGGACGGGGAGAGAGGCCCUCGACCCCCAUACCGUGGAGGCGGAGGUAGACGUGGUGGUUACCGCAACAGUGAGUUUGGUGACGACUCUGAGAGACCGCCUCGGAGAAACUAUGAGCGCCACAGUGGGACUGGUCGUGGCCAGGGGAUGAAACGUGAUGGUGCAGGCCGUGGGAACUGGGGAUCUUCCACUGAUGAAGGUCUUGCACAGGAAACUGAUGAAGCUCUCAAAAUUGAGGAUAAUGCUCCCAGCGCUGAGAAGCAGGGUGAGCAGGAUGAUGCUCCUCCAACUACAGAGGAGAACAAAGGCCAGAAGGAUGGUGCUGCAAAGGAGGAGGAAGAGAAUGAAGAGGAUAAGGAGAUGACUCUAGAGGAGUACGAGAAAAUAAGGGAGGAACAGCGGAAAGCACUACUAGCAUUGAAGACUGAAGAAAGAAAGGUUGAAGUUGACAAGGACCUGCAGUCUCUGCAGCCACUGUCUACCAAGAAAGCCAAUGAUGAGAUUUUCAUUAAAUUGGGUUCUGACAAGGAGAAGAAGAAGGAAAGUACCGAGCGCGAUGAACGUGCCAAGAAGUCUCUUAGCAUCAACGAGUUCCUCAAGCCUGCCGAGGGAGAGCGGUACUACGGCGGCCGUGGGCGUGGGAGGGGCCGCGGCGAGGGCCGUGGAGUCAGGGGCGGGUUUGGAGGAGGAUACCAGCGCGGACAGGCGGCUGCGCCAUCUAUCGAAGAUCAGUCACAGUUCCCCACUCUAGGGGGGAAGUGAAGGUUGUGUGCUGUGCUGUCCUGAACGCCAUCCUCGUUGUCUUGACUUGCCUUUAAAUUUUGCCCGACGUUGGAUUAUUGUGUCACGGUUAAUCGGAACAAAUAAUGUGUUUUUCUUUUCUUUCAGUGUGUCGUUACUCGAUUUUGUAUACCGGAGUUGAUCGUCGGGAUUAGCCUCUAGCUAGUUUUGUAGGCUAGCUUUUCGCGUUUGGUUAAAGGUCCUAUUAUGCCUC